This is a messenger RNA of Neoarthrinium moseri, 1410 nucleotides long. RefSeq lists its product as uncharacterized. NCBI's taxonomy places the organism in Eukaryota, Fungi, Ascomycota, Sordariomycetes, Amphisphaeriales, Apiosporaceae. The record is from RefSeq and is a predicted model, not a curated record. Gene Ontology annotation, biological process: amino acid transmembrane transport. The coding region runs from base 1 to 1410 and encodes 469 amino acids. Gene Ontology annotation, cellular component: vacuolar membrane. The transcript has 3 exons. Gene Ontology annotation, molecular function: amino acid transmembrane transporter activity.
AUGUCGUCUAAGACCUCAGAGAAGGGAGAUGCCAUCGCUCCCAUGCCCGCGCGGAGCAGCGGCAGCAUCGAAGCCAUCAAGUUGGAGCCCAAUGAUGACGCCUUUGAAGUCUUCAAGAAGCAGGAGGGACAGGUGGACUUCCGCACUGUCUCAUGGAUCCACGCUUCAGUGAUUUUCCUCAAGGUCAUUUUCGCUACCGGAGUGUUGACGAUCCCAUCGGCCAUGUACGUUCUGGGAGCUCUUCCGGGCGCAAUCAACGUCCUCGGCUGGCAGUUCCUGAACACGUACUGCGCCAUCAUCCAAGGCAACUUCCGCAAUGCCCACGCGGGCUGCCACUCUAUCGCCGACAUGGCGUAUGUCGUCGGAGGAACAUGGUUGAAGGAGGUGGUAGGAGUUUUCUUCCUGGUCACCUACGCCAUCGUCGGUGCCUCUGGUAUCUUCGGCUCGUCGGUCGCUCUGAACGCUCUCUCGAACCACGCUGUCUGCACCAAUUAUUUCAUGCUGGUCGCCACGGUUGCCGUUUUUAUCCUGGCUAGUGCCCGAAAGUUUGAGAAGAUUGCGUGGCUGACUUGGGCCGGGUUCUUGUCCGUGUUCAUUGCGGUCUUCAUUGUCGUUGUUGGAGUUACUACUCGUGAAAGACCAGCGGCUGCUCCCCAGACGGGUGACUUUGAUCUGGGAUACCACGUCAUCGGCAACCCUACAUUCGUUGCGGGUAUCACAUCAGUAGCCACGAUCUUCUGCUCCGGAGCGGGCACGUCUGCCUUCCUGCCUGUGAUUUCCGAGAUGAAAAGACCCAGGGAUUACAACAAGGCUGUUUACCUUUGCAUGGGCAUCGUUACGGCGUCCUACCUGUCAUUCAGCCUGGUCGUCUACCGCUGGUGUGGACAGUGGGUUGCCUCACCAUCUCUGGGAAGCGCCGGCGACGUCAUCAAGAAGGUCGCUUACGGCAUUGGAUUGAUAGGUCUCUUGGUCAGUGCCUGUCUUUAUAUCCACGUUGCGGCCAAGUACAUCUUUGUCCGCAUACUGCGAAACUCGGAACACCUGCAGAAGAACUCGGUCGUCCACUGGUCAAUUUGGCUCGCCUGCACCUUUGGCAUGUCUGCCAUAGCGCUAAUAAUUUCGAGCGGCAUACCGAUCUUCAAUUAUCUUUUGGCCUUGGCCGGCUCAUUGACUUUUGCGCCUUUGGCACUUGGGUUACCUGGGUAUCUCUGGGUUUAUGAUCACCAACACUACCGCAAAGGCAACUGGUGGCAGACUAUUGUCUAUUACCUCAACUGGCUGAUGAUUCUGCUGGCUGUAUUUCUGACAAUCGGUGGAACGUAUGGUGUAGUUCAAAAUAUCAUUGAUGCAUACGCGAGGGGCGAGAUUGACCAGGCAUUUUCCUGCAAAGACAAUAGCAACUCAUCUUAG